AUGAAGAACCCCAGGCCGGAACAUGUCGUGUUUGACCACGAACUCGCCGGCAUAGACACAGAGAAGCUCGGUAGACAGCGUCCAGCCGCGUUUGCUACGAUAUGGCAUGAGCUGUGCUUUGCCGUGUCCCUCCUCGGAUCCAUGGCCAUGUCGGAAUACUUCAUCUCCGGCUUCCACAUUGUCCUGCCGCUCCUCUCCGCCGAGCUGCGCAUCGCCCCCGCCGCGCAGACCUGGCCGUCGAGCGUCUUCACGCUCGCCGCCGCCGCGUGCCUGCUGCCGCUCGGCCGUGUGAGCGACAUGCACGGCGCGUAUGCCGUCUUCAACGGCGGCCUGGCUUGGGUUUGUCUGUGGGCGCUUGCCGCCGGCUUCGCCCGAAACUACGUCGCGCUCGUCGUCUGCCGCGCCAUGACGGGCGUCGGCGCCGCCGCGUUCCUGCCCGCCGGCAUCACGCUCAUUGGCAAGAUAUACCGGCCCGGGCCGCGCAAGAAUCUCGUCUUUGCCGUGUACGGCGCAUUUGCGCCACUGGGCUUCUUUCUCGGCAUCGUCGUCGGCGGCGUCACCGGCCAGUUUUUGUCCUGGCGCUGGUAUUUCUGGAUCGGCACGGUCGCGGUGCUCGGCCUCUGCGUCGCUGGCGUCUGUUCAGUGCCGCGCGACUUUACCCGGCGCGCGCCCGGCGGGCUCGCUAUGGACUGGCUGGGCGUCGGCACCAUUGUUCCGGGCCUCGUCCUGCUCGUGUACGGCAUCACGGACAGCGCGCAGGCGCCGGGCGGCUGGUCCAGCGCGCAGAUCCUGGCCACCGUCGGCGCGGGCGUGUGCUUCCUCGCCGCGGCCGUCUACGUCGAGGGCUGGGUGGCGGCCGACCCGCUGCUGCCGUCGGACCUCUUCGCGCCGCCGUACAUGAAGCGGCUCGUCGCCGGGCUGCUCUUGGCGUACGGCGCGUUUGGCGUGUUUCUCUUCUACAGCAGCUUCCACCUGGAGCUUGUGCUCGGCAAGACGCCGCUGCAGACGGCCGUCUGGUACAUCCCCAUGAUCAGCUGCGGCCUCGUGCUCGGCGCCGUCGGCGGGCUGACGCUGCACCUGCUGCCCGGCCGCGCGCUGCUGGUCCUGUCGGGCCUCGGCUUCGUCGUCGCCUGCCUGCUGUUCGCCCUCCUGCCCGAGCGGCCAAACUACUGGGCGUGGGUGAUGCCGGCCAUGAUUGCCGCGUCCGUCGGCAUCGACAUUGCCUUUACCGUGAGCAACAUCUUCAUCACGACGAACCUGCCGGCCCGCCGCCAGGGGCUGGCCGGCGCGCUCAUCAACAGCACCCUGUUCCUGGGCAUCAGCGUCUUUCUCGGCUUCGGCAAUGUGGCCGUGGCGCACACUUCGCACCUCUCGCUGAGGGAGAACUACCAGGUCGCGUUUUGGUUUGCGGUUGGGGUGGCGGGAGUGGCGUUGUGUAUAUUUGCUACCAUCGACAUUGGGGCAGCCAAGAGCGAGUUGACGGUCGAGGAGCGAGAGCAGAUGGAAUCUGAACAGGUUCAGUCUAGGGAGACUUGA
Messenger RNA from Cordyceps militaris CM01, 1536 nucleotides. RefSeq names its product efflux pump antibiotic resistance protein, putative. The record is from RefSeq and is a predicted model, not a curated record. Lineage: Eukaryota; Fungi; Ascomycota; Sordariomycetes; Hypocreales; Cordycipitaceae. Gene Ontology annotation, biological process: transmembrane transport. The coding region runs from base 1 to 1536 and encodes 511 amino acids. The transcript has 2 exons. Gene Ontology annotation, cellular component: membrane. Gene Ontology annotation, molecular function: transmembrane transporter activity.